CGAGCGGCGGGUGCUGUUGGCGGUGCCGGCGCCAUAUUGGAAGAGACGAGGCGGUGUUUUUUUUUUAAACACCCCACCCAACCUCCUCCCCCCGCCUCGCCCGCCUCAGAAACAAACCGAGGCGCCUUUCUUAAGCCACGGGCCUCGCCGCCGCAGCCGCCGCCAUGUUGUACCUGGAGGACUACCUCGAAAUGAUUGAACAACUUCCCAUGGACCUCCGCGACAGGUUCACUGAGAUGCGCGAGAUGGACCUGCAGGUGCAGAAUGCAAUGGAUCAACUGGAGCAAAGAGUAAAUGAAUUUUUUAUGAAUGCAAAGAAAAACAAACAAGACUGGAGAGAAGAACAAAUGACUUCAAUUAAAAAGGAUUAUUAUAAAGCCCUGGAAGAUGCAGAUGAAAAAGUACAGCUGGCUAAUCAGAUUUAUGACUUAGUUGACCGUCACUUAAGAAAAUUGGACCAGGAAUUAGCUAAAUUUAAAAUGGAACUUGAAGCAGAUAAUGCUGGUAUCACAGAAAUAUUGGAAAGGCGUUCUUUGGAACUGGAUACACCAUCUCAACCACUGAAUAAUCAUCAUGCACAUUCACACACUCCAGUAGAGAAAAGAAAGCAUAAUCCCUCAUCUCAUCACUCAGCAACAGAUCAUGUCCCCGAAAAGAAGUUUAAGUCUGAAGCUCUUCUGUCAACUCUCACUUCAGAUGCUUCUAAAGAAAAUGCACCAGGGUGUCGAAACAGUAAUUCAUCAUCCUCAUCCAACAGUGCAUAUAAUGCAAAUUCUUCUCAGCCAUUGGCAUCGUAUAACCUGGGCUCAUUAUCUUCAGGAGCUGGAGCUGGUGCUAUUACCAUGGCAGCAGCUCAGGCAGUGCAAGCCACAGCACAGAUGAAGGAAGGAAGACGGACAUCAAGCUUAAAAGCAAGUUAUGAAGCUUUUAAGAACAAUGACUUCCACCUUGGAAGAGAAUUCUCAUUAUCCAGAGACUCAGCUGGAUAUUCAUCAUCUGCUUUGGCAUCUACGUUGUCACAGACAUUGAAUUCUACAACCACAGAUUCACGGAGUGGUCGAAAAAGCAAAAGCAACAACAAGUCUUCUAGUCAGCAGUCUUCCUCAUCUUCUUCAUCUUCAUCUUUAUCAUCAUGUUCCUCAUCCUCUGCUCUGGCACAAGAACUGUCUCAACAAGCAGCAGUAAUACCAGAGUCAGAAGCUAACAGUCAAGUUGAUUGGACCUAUGAUCCAAAUGAGCCACGUUACUGCAUCUGCAAUCAGGUCUCCUAUGGUGAAAUGGUGGGCUGUGAUAACCAGGAUUGUCCUAUAGAGUGGUUCCAUUAUGGCUGUGUUGGAUUGACAGAAGCACCGAAAGGGAAAUGGUAUUGUCCACAGUGCACUGCUGCAAUGAAGAGAAGAGGCAAUAGGCACAAAUAAGUGUCUUGUUCACGUCAUGCCAGUGAAUAAUGUCAUGCUACUUUUGGGGUGUGGGGCAGGAGGGAAUGCUUCUUUGCAGCCAGUCAAAGGAGGAUUGAUAUAGCUGUCAUAAAAGUUUUUUCUUAAUUUUGCUAGCUGUGUUUUAAUAUUGUACCUAAAUUAUUUAUGCACUAUUGUGCUAUAAAUACUUUUCCAAUUAGCCAUGGAUUGGUCCGGGGCAGAUAUAUGCAGACAUUCGUACUCAAAAUGUUUUCUCUAAGCAGUGGGCAUUCUGCAAACCUUCAGUCUUCAGAUAAACCAAGCAAAUGGAGAACUUGAUUGGCUUUGUAUUCAACCUGCAUUCUGCUGCAUGUCCUGUACUCAAGAGCUGUUGUGUGGAAGUUUGUGUCUAUAAGCAGUACAGAAAGUCAGAAUGUAAAGAAAAAUGAUUUCCCCCCCAGAUGCCUUUAUAGAUUUGUUCCUUGUUGAAACUGAAUUCAGCAGGCUGAAGAAAAUGAUUCUUGUAUUCUGGAUUAGUGUCCUUUAGAGUACUUAAGUACAUGAAAAGAAACGUGUGUACACUUGAAACAAGCAAAAAAACAAAACUGUACCACUAGUCUUGUGUGUUUGGGGCCAUUGAGGGCACAAGUAAUUAAAAAUGGUGUUAAAGUGGAAGACUUUUAUACCAAAUGCGUUUAUUUUUAUUUUUUGUGUGCAAGUGAUCCUUUAGAUUGAAACUGUAUUAGGUGUUAAAAAUUUUUAAAAGUUAAACGCUAGCAUUAAUGCUUUGCAUACUUUAUCAAAAAAAAAACAAGUACAGUAAAACAUUUCAUGGAAGCUUUCAUAAUAUGCUGUCUAACUGGAGGAUUUUAAAUAGUUUUUAUUUUUUUAAAAAAUAUAUAUAAAUAAAAAGUUUCAGUCUAACAAACUAA
Sceloporus undulatus (fence lizard) is the source of this 2329-nucleotide messenger RNA. RefSeq names its product inhibitor of growth family member 3 (gene ING3). The transcript is spliced from 12 exons. NCBI's taxonomy places the organism in Eukaryota, Metazoa, Chordata, Lepidosauria, Squamata, Phrynosomatidae. Gene Ontology annotation, cellular component: NuA4 histone acetyltransferase complex. Gene Ontology annotation, biological process: regulation of DNA-templated transcription. The coding region runs from base 165 to 1418 and encodes 417 amino acids. The record is from RefSeq and is a predicted model, not a curated record.